Messenger RNA from Schistosoma mattheei, 4976 nucleotides. The record is from the annotation of a GenBank genome assembly. Lineage: Eukaryota; Metazoa; Platyhelminthes; Trematoda; Strigeidida; Schistosomatidae.
UACUAAUAUAUCACGUCUUGUCCCGUAAGCAAGUAUUACUUUCUCAGAGAAAUCGGUAUUUUUGAGUGGGUUUUACUACUUAAUACCUGAUCAAAUCAAUUCUUAACACAUUUUUAAAUCCUACUUUUUUGUAACUUGUCACAGGCAGUUUUCUAUUAUCUUCAAUGUAGUGGUGGUUAAUUACGUAUAUUAAAUAUCUCAUCACUUUUUUUCAGUCCCGGUCAAAUUUAAGAACAUUAAUUUCCUCGUGGUACUUUGCUGAAGGUAUUUAUCAAUAGAUUUAAGCUCACUGAUGUUCAUCACUGUAAGAAGCCCAACAAGGCACCUUACGUGAAUGUCUCAUCGUUUUAAUCGUAGCGAACGUUCUCAGAUGCUUUCUGUGCAAACAUCUAAACCAAAAAUAUUUUUAUCUCUACUGUUUUUGUUCUAAAAAUCCCAACUCUACAUCAAAUAUGGGGUCCGGGGUGAAUGCAAGUAAGGCUUAUAGGUAUAGUUGGACUACUACUGUCGCCCGUCUUAAACAAUAAUGGUCUAGAUCCUUGUUUCUUAAUCCUCUUCUAUGUCGAGAAAUGGCUCAUUCCUCUUAAAAAUAAAUGUGUAGGGUCAUACAGGCAGUAUAUAAUCAGCUUUGUGAGGUAUAAAACAACCAGUAUCCAUUCCACUUGCAGGGAUCUUGCUAUCAAAUAUAAAGCCCAUAUUUGCAUCAAACUAGGCAGACUUUGGGUUGUCAGAGCCUACCUCAUAAUCGCAGUGGUUCUUACUCCGCAGGUCGCAAAUUGUUCAUGAUAUCCCUGGACAAGAAACAUUUCGUUAGCUUUCAGUGUGCUCCUGAUAUAAACCAACGGGGCAUAUUUUGGAUAAACUCGAAUUCAUUGAAGUAUUUCCAGUACGCAUAACCUCACCCUCUCAACCAAAGACAAUUGAUGUCGUUGAGUUCACUAGAAAUGAGUACAAUGAUAUAAAACUUUCUCCAGAAGUAUUAAGAUCAGUCAAGAUAAACGUAGACCUCUAUGGGGACAUGAUAACAAUUUAAAAUGGGUUUAUCAAGCCACCGUAUAGCUGAUGAUCUUAUGACUUUAGCAACGAGAUUUAUUUUGGAUCCCCUUUCUGGUACUUACGAAACUCAACCCCAUUUGACACAGAGGGGGAAACUAGGAGCAAGGGCAUCAAGUUAGUGAAAUCUACUACCUUAGAUUCAAAAGACCAUAAAAGUCAACCUGCUAAAGACUGAAACCACUUGAAAACUUUUUCCACAACAGCUAGGCGAUGGGUGUUUCCUACUGACUCACUGUCAAUACAACGAUGAAAUGGAGUGUACUUUCGAUUAUUGAUAAAUUCAGGGUUUAUAGAUGAUCAGGACCCACACGUAUUGGGUUUUUGUGAAGCCCAGGGUGCUAUUAGUAAAUGUUAUAGUUGAUUUUACAUAAACGAUCCCAGGAUAUUUCACAAGGAUCGAUCAGAUACCGUAGUUAAAGUUGUACUUUGCAAACUUUAAGGUGAAUUCGGAGACUCGAUAGUGAAAUUCAGCUCUGACAUGACGGAAUAAGAUGAUAUUAUUUGGACCAAUUCUUUCCGUAUCAGUUUGCUAUGAAUUCCGGCCAAGGUGACAUGUGCGAAAUUCAUUCAGUAUGACGUCUUAGAGAUGGCUUGUGACGUUACCAGACAUGGCUCAGAAUAGAAGUCAGUGGCGAGAAAGAAACUGAAAGAAUCCUUGCUGGGUUGUAUCUUUCUUAAUUGAGCUGGUUCUCCCAUCAUUAUUAUAAUUGUUAUCAUUACUUCACUCCCAUACACGAAAUUUUAUUUAUUUUUGUUCUUUUUCUAUCAUACUUUCCUAUCCGUGUCUAAUAUAUCAAGGGGAUGACAUAUCGACCAAAUCCAUUUUGCGUUUAGAGCUUGAAGUCUUCCUUUACAGCGAUUUCUGGUCCUCAUCAGUUUAGGGUCCUGUCUGUUAGGCUUUCUAGUCUUCUAUAAAUGUAGGAAAACCCAUCAGUAUGUAAAUAAAUAAACUUCAUUUGUGUCAUUUAUUCAGACAAAAAUUGGUUAACCCUUUAAGGUCUUGUCAUGUCAAAUUUAGUUGGAUCUAAGCAAUUUCAGUUUUACUUUCCUAUGAUGUAGAAUCUACACCGUAUAGAUAUGAGGGGAAUUCGCACAGCUAAAUUCGUGUGUGAGUUAUUAGACAUGAGUAUCUUAUCCUUUGGUUUUGUCAGUCACACACCUAAAACGUAGGACCAGCACAUAUGCAUCAGUCCAAGUUACCAUACCUCACUGACACAACGAGAUGAACGCCAGAUUCAUAGAAGUAGUCACUUCAAUGAUAGUAAUAUAUAAAAGAAAGGCUGUGUAGUGGUUGUUUAGUCUUGUGGUAGUUGAGCGUGAGUAGAACACAUCAGACACAUCCAUUAGGUUUAUCAAAAUUUCUAAAAGUGUUGAAAUUAAGUGAUUUUGGUCCUUUAAAAUGUUCUUUGAAACGGUGCUUAUUUUCAAAAUGACAUCAAUCCAUGAAGUCACUAACCUAUGGCCAACACCAUGCAUUGAAAUCUCAGCUUCCUGAUUAAAGAGAAUAAGAUAGACAAUCAGUCUAGAAAUUUGAAUAGUGUAAUUCAAAUCGACUUUAUUGGAGCAGCAACAUCCACCAUUUGUCUCCAUGUAUUUAUUUAUUUAAACAUAAAUAUUAGCACAAGGAAGCACCAAAUAUGUAUGCGCCACACAAAUUCGAUUCCUGUAAGGGCUAGAAUACUGCCAGGGCGCCCAAACCGAAGUAGGUGAUUUUCUUAGGGGACUACUGUCUAAGCCUUUGACCUAAAGGUAUAAUCCACGAGGCAAUUAAGCGACGUUAGAUGUGGUCUCAUGGUAGCUGGUGACCAACAAUAGGUUUAUACGCCACUUUUCCCCUCAGGAUCCUGAAGCCCAUGUGCACGACUGGUUUGGAAUCGGGGUUUCCAACUCCCCUAGGUGGACCCUCCGUUUACACCCAAAGCGCUGGACGUUCGCUUUUCGUCCUCUCAGUUUCGUAAAUAACACCCUUGUUGCUGCGAAAAGGCAGUGAGUAGGACUUUUAUGGCAAUGGCUGUAUACGUGUGGCCAUGUGAGAGCAUUUCAAGAGUGAGUGGACCCUUCCCACCCUCGGUCGUACCUGGGCAUUCGGGGGCCAUCUCCCUGUACAUAUUAGAAUAAGACUACUCCGGUUUUAUUAUUUCUAAUUUUAAUCCUUCACUUAUAUGGGUAUCACUUUUUCAUCCCUUUCUUUUGCCUCACAUUAAUUUAAUAAAAAAUAUUUACUAAUCACAAUGGUUUUUCCUAGUGCAUGCAGUCACCAUAGCUACGUAAUUCUGUAUGAUAAUUCGAAAAAUAUCUUAAUAAAAGAAGCAUUUGGAUAUACUGUAUUCUGAGUAUAUUGUUCUGAGUCAAGAGGGGGAUGACUGACAGAUUUAAGAUAAACCGUCCUUUAGUUUUUGUCUUCUCGUUCUUCACAAAUAUAACUACAAAAUAUCCAAGCUUAGCUCGUCCGCCAAGUUAUUCUUUAUUAUAUUCUUUAGAUAUCUCUAUUAAUGACGGGAGUUCGGAGAGUCGCAAUAACUGGUUUGGGGGUCUGUACACCUUUGGGUUUCAGUGUAUCAGAAUUAUGGGCGAAUCUUUUGAAAGGCUCUUGUGGAAUAUCAAAGACGCUUGAUGAAUUUUCUUUUUUGCCUAGUCAGGUUUUCGGGAGUAUCGAUAAUCAAAAAUUGGAAGAACGAAAGUCUUUUGUAGAGUCUGAAGUCUAUAAGUCGUGUGGUUUGGAUAUUUCUAAUGAUUGGAGAUCUGUGUCACGUGCUAGUGCUCUAGGUAUUAUUGCAACUUAUGAAGCUUUCAAACAAGUGAAGUGGAAAGCAAACUCAGGUUAUCGAGCAGGUAUUUGCUUUGGAGUGGGGUUGGACGGUCCAAAUGAAGUUAUGAAUACAUCAUCAGGAAUUUUAGCCAAGAAAUACUCUAUUAUUGGGCCUCACGCUUUAACAAGAACACUCGGUAAUAUCCCAGCUGCCAUAAUAAGUCGAAUUUGGGGACUACGAGGACCGUGUAUGGCAGUCAACACCGCAUGCGCUGCUGGCCUACAUUGCAUUGGCGAAGGCUUCCGUAUGAUUCAGAAUAACGAAGCUGAUCUGGUUGUUACUGGUGCAUGUGAAUCUCCUUUGAAUGCCUGGAUAAUCGCUGCUUUUUGUCGACUACGUGCAUUAUGUACACAAUUUAAUGAUAAUCCUGAGAAAGCCUCUCGUCCAUUUGAUUCCUUGAGAAAAGGAUUUGUGUUAUCUGAAGGUGCAGCUACAGUUGUAUUACAGGCAUGGCCUCCUCCAGACAGUUUCUUAAUGGAAUCAUUUAUGGAAACACCAAAACCGAUAGCUGAAGUUAUUGGUUUUGGAAGGUCUGUGAAUAGAGAUGCACAUCAUUUGGUUGCACCUGAUACAACAGGAAAUGGAGUACUUCGAAGUAUGCUAAAUGCCUUCAAAGACUCAAAACUUAAACAUUUCAAUCAAAUUGGACACAUAAAUUGUCAUGCAACAUCCACCCCUGUUGGUGAUUUAACAGAGCUGAGCGCUAUUGCACAAAUGUUUGGUGAAUAUUUUAAUUCUCAAUACCAUACACCUGUUGUAAUCAAUUCAAUUAAAGGUCACCUUGGUCACUGUUUGGCAGCAGCCGGUGCCAUAGAAACCGUGUACGCUGCUUUAUCUGUUAAUCAGAAUCAAAUUUGUGGAAACCUCAACCUGCAUAAUCCUAUCUCAAUUUCUGAGUUGUUGGAGGUUUUAAAAUCUAAUUCCAGUUCUUCAACUAGUAUAUCUUCUAAUGACAAGUGUAUAGAUCUGUUUAGGAACUAUGCUGUACUUCCUAGACACGAUCAAACACAAGUUAUGUGGCCCGAUAGUCAUCGACGUAUUGUUAUGACUAACUCAUCCGGAUUUGGUGGAACAAAUGGAACUCUUUUAAUUUCAGAAUGGACGGAUUAG